Messenger RNA from Nothobranchius furzeri (turquoise killifish), 1333 nucleotides. RefSeq names its product hematopoietic cell signal transducer (gene hcst). Lineage: Eukaryota; Metazoa; Chordata; Actinopteri; Cyprinodontiformes; Nothobranchiidae. The record is from RefSeq and is a predicted model, not a curated record. Gene Ontology annotation, biological process: positive regulation of phosphatidylinositol 3-kinase/protein kinase B signal transduction; regulation of immune response. Gene Ontology annotation, molecular function: phosphatidylinositol 3-kinase binding; signaling receptor binding. Gene Ontology annotation, cellular component: membrane.
UCUGAGCAGCAGCAAAAAUGCUUUUAGACACAAAGUUGCGGUUUGGGGGUUAAGUUUUGUCAGGAAAAACAAAAGGCAGCCAGAGUUCUGCAGAUAUUACUACAAAUGAUCUAUACAUCGUACACGCACUCUGAAAACACAGCCCAAGGCAGCCUCCCAGCCUGUAGGAGGAAGUUAGUCAGCGUCUUAAACCUGAAAGCAGAGGCAGACGGUGCAGGACGCCAAGCUGAGCGGAAACUACAUCAGACGAGACGGCGUUGUGUGUUUCUGAGAGCCGAGCCGACCGACAGCAUGGCGUACUCAGGGUUCUUCGUGGCUGUGCUGUUUGUUCUGAGCACUCUGCCGGGGGCACUAACCGACAGCGCCGUGUCCUGCUACAGGAUUGAACCGGGAACUGUGGCGGGCAUCAUCUGUGCAGAUUUGUUGCUGACUCUGAUUAUCGUCGUCGUGACGUACCGAUGUGCCCGCUUUAAACGUCAGAAGCUAGAAAAGGCUGACAAGGUGUACAUGAAUGUCCGGGCCAACUGCAAACCCACAUAGAGCUUGCUGCAACGUUUUAGUCUGCUGUAAGAAAUGACUCGGUUGAAAUGUUUUCUUCUCUACUCACUGGGACUGCUGUGCUCCUGAAGGCCUUAAAGCGAGCAGAUUUCUUUGUGACGUUUGUUCCUCAGAGCUGCCUCUCAAAAAGUCUGCUAAGAUACAAACUUUAAGCUAAAAAAUAAAAUAUAUCUUUGACACAGUUAAAAGGUACGUUUUAUUUUUAAACACGUUUUUUGCUUCCGCAGAUGGUUUUAUUUUAGAGCUAUUUCCUAACGUGAGGAAUGAUGUUUAAACACAAUGUUUUAUUUUUUAAAACUCAGGUAAAAUGUUAGGUACAAAAAAUAUGUAAACACAAAACGACAGAAAAUUAAUUCAUUUAUGAUCAAAUGAGUUUGCAUUUUAAAAUGUUGGCUCUAACUCCAGCCGACAUCGCCCUCUGCAGGUGGUUUUUGAUUUGGCUUCUUGUUCAGUUAUUUCUCCCAAAAACAGCAGAAAAGAGAUGAGAAAUGAUAAAAGAUGCUGCUUUUCUGUACAUUUUACUGCUUAAUGAAAAUAUAAAAUGUAACUUUUACUUUUUGAAUAAAGCUUUUUUUAAACUAUUAGAAUGUGUUGAUUUCUCUUAAGCAACCCUUCAAAACAACGUCUAAAAAAAGCAAAAUAAAAGUGUUAGAAAACAAUCAACAUGCAAAUAAUUUAGAAAUUCAUGGUUAAGUCAUUUUGAAACAUCAGUCAAAGAGUGAAAAUCUGGAUUUGGACAUGGUGCACUGAUUAGCGUUGCAUUUGGGCCUCACGU